CAAACUGAACAAAGGCCACCCCUUUUUCAACACCUCUCUUUUUCUCUCUCCUUCUCUCUCCACCUCUCUUUUUCUCUCUCCCUCUCCCCCUCUCUUUCUCUCUGUCUUUCUAGUGUUUGCUCUCUCUCUCUCUCUGAAUGUGAAUCUUCCUCUCUCUAAAUCUAACUUACUCUCCAUUUUUUUAAAAUUCAUUCUCUUAUUAUUUCUCAGUCCUCUUUGUCUGAGUGUUAUCUCUUGUUGCCUAUCUCCACACCACUGCCACUACAAUCACCACCUCCACCAUUAUUGCCACUACCACAGCAACAACAGGUCACCAGGAGAAUUAUCUAAAGUAAAUGGAAGAAGAAAGAAUGGGAAAAAAAGUCUAAAGAAGAACAAACAGAAACAUCAAAAAGAAAAAGAAAAGAUGCAAAACAAUUACAACAUUAAUGGAUAACAAUAAUAACAACACUAAUUAAUACGUUAAUGACACUAGCAAUAACAUUAAAAUAUAACGAUAGAAACUACACUAAUAGUACAUUAACAAAAUAGACAAAAAUUUAAAAAGUAAAACUAAAUUGUAUGCUUUAAAGAAUUUUAAUUUUGAUAUUUUUUUUUAUUUACCAUUUUUCUAGUUCUUUGUUAAACUUAUUUAGUACAUCAGUUUGUGUAGAAAUAGGGAUAAUAGAAUGAAGAAAUCUAUCAAGAUCAUACCACUUGAAAGUGAAGAGUCUCCUUCUGAGGAAAAAGAAAAUCGGUCUAACAAAAUAAUAUUGCUGUCGGUGAUAUGUAUUUUGAUAAUGGAAUUAUGUGAAAGACUCACCUAUUACAGUAUUACCGCAAACUUGGUCUUGUUUGCUAAAAACAGGCUAAAGUAUGAUAAUUCUAUAUCCAGUUACAUUGUCCAAAUUUUUUCUGGUAUGAGUUAUGUGAUGCCAAUCAUUGGCGGUUAUAUUUCUGAUAGCAUUUCUGGAAAAUUUAAUACCAUUUAUGGAUCAGGCCUCAUCUACUUGUGUGGUACAUUUCUGUUGCCAGCUUCAGCAGUUGAUUAUCAGAAAUGGUUUGGUUUGACAUCAGAUGGAUUAAUAUUGGAUCUCGACUUGACAUCUCGAAGAGUUUACUUCAUACUUGCUUUGACACUUAUUGCGAUUGGUACAGGGGGUAUUAAAGCUAAUGUAGCACCAUUUGGAGCACAACAAAUUGAUUCCCUUGGACCAAAGAUGGUACAGAGAUUUUUCAACUGGUUCUACUGGUUCAUCAAUGUUGGUGCACUUAUUGCAUACUCAUGUGUGGCCUUAGUGCAGCAGAAUAUUUCUUUUGAAAUUGGUUAUUUAAUUCCAUUUAUCAGUAUGUUGUUUGCAAUGGUUGCACUGGCCUCUGGACGUAGCAUUUAUAAGCACUCUUACCCAACAGGUAGCGCCCUCUCACAGAGUGCUAAAAUAAUCCGGGAAGGAAUCAAAAGACAUAAAUUGGUGAAGGACCAAGCAAAAGCUAUGGGCAAGAAAAUCAGUAGCCUUGAUGGAGCCAAGAUGGACAAUGGGGGAUCAUUUGAUGCUGAAACUGUUGAAGGAGUCUUGAGUUCUUUGAAAGUUUUACCUGUGUUUAUUGCUAUCAUCUUUUAUUGGGCGAUUUAUUCCCAAAUGUCUUCCACAUAUUUCCUACAAGGAACUGUUAUGGACAUUUCCAUCAAUGGUGCUCCGAUGCCAGUUGCAGUAUUAAAUGUCUUCAAUGUGGUCAUCAUUCUAAUUCUGAUUCCUAUCCUAGACUUUGUCUACAAAUAUCUCCAGAAGAUUGGCAAAAAUCCAACACCGCUGCAACGUAUUGGGUUUGGAUUAGUACUAUCUGCACUAUCAGUGGCUGUAGCUGGAAUUGUGGAAAUAUACCGAGUAAAAGAAUUGAGGCAACAUGGAGGUGUAGUACAGAUCUUGGCCAAUAAACCUUACAAUGCUUCUCGUGUUUCUAUAUUUGCCCAGAUUCCACAGUUUGCACUCAUUGGUUCUAGUGAAGUAUUUACCAGUGUCACAGGUUUGGAAUUUGCAUAUUCCCAAGCACCUGAAACUUUGAAAGGUUUGGUCAUGGGAAUUUUCCUGCUCACAACUGGUUUGGGAAAUUUUCUGUCGACAGCUGUCAUUGCCAUUGUUGAUGCACUGACAAAGAACGAUCCCUGGCUGAGCAAUGAUGACAUUAAUUCAGGCCAUCUUGAAUAUCUCUUCUUCUUACUUUGUGGUUUAAUGACAGUAGCAUUUUUCAUCUUCCUGUUCAUAAGCAAGAUCAUGAAAUUUAACAGCGAGGAGAAGCUAAAACAGAAGUUGGCAAGACAAAAUAUGGAAUUAACAGCUGAUGAAAAUAAAAUAACUGAAAUUUGAUAAUUUUAACACAUUUUUAUAAACUAUUACACAUACAUAUAUGCAGAGACAUAUAUACACAUGCACACAUAUACUCACAAUAUCAUAUACUUACAUUAACAUUUGCUAAAUGUAUGUUCUUUGUUGAUUUUGUUGGUUUAAACCCAACAUGCAUACAUACACACACACAUACUAUAUUCAAUGCCCGAGCACUGUAUACAAUAAGCUCAUUAUCAUUUUACUAUUUUAUGUGUGUGUGUGAGUGUGCAUGCGUGUGUGAGGUGUGCAAAUGAAACAAAAAAAAAUAAAGAAAAUGGUGUGAAAACUUUUUCAAAGAUAAAAGAAAUUAUUUACAUUUUUAUCAAAAUGUGAUACGUUUCAAUUGUUAAAAAAGAAAAUUUAAUAAAAGUUAUAUUUCGUUUUUGGAUUUGGUUUGCAA
Molecule: messenger RNA, 2763 nt
Organism: Octopus bimaculoides (California two-spot octopus)
Lineage: Eukaryota; Metazoa; Mollusca; Cephalopoda; Octopoda; Octopodidae
Product: solute carrier family 15 member 4
Biological process (GO): transmembrane transport; oligopeptide transport
Cellular component (GO): membrane
Molecular function (GO): transmembrane transporter activity
Source: RefSeq, a predicted model, not a curated record